Striga asiatica is the source of this 2148-nucleotide messenger RNA. The record is from the annotation of a GenBank genome assembly. NCBI's taxonomy places the organism in Eukaryota, Viridiplantae, Streptophyta, Magnoliopsida, Lamiales, Orobanchaceae.
AUAAUGUCUAGGCUUCAAAUCAAAAACUGACAUUGAAUUUUAGCUUUCAAAGGUUGUGUGGUGCCGGUUAGAAACAUUUAUUACAACGUUCCUUUCCCCAGACCACAUAACAACAGCUCACAAGAGGGUGAAACAAAACAAAAUAGGGAUAAAAAAGAUGUAAAGAAAAAACUGCAUCGAUUGAUGCAUGGCCAUUUCAAUUUCUUUAAACCCAGGUGCCCGGCUAUGCAGGUGAGAAAAUACAGCUAAUUAGUAGGCAUUGUAAAACAGUUCAGAUUCAGACUUCCAUAGAAAAUGGCUUCAAGGGAUGGUGCUCACAAGGAGUCUGUCAAAUCUUACUCAAAAUAUGCAAAUUGUGAGAAAUCAAUGUUGAAUGCUGGAAAUGAAAGUAUUCCUAUUACACUUGGAACUAUUUCACGGGGGGAAAAGCACGGCAUACAUGAUGUUGAUGAGCUUCUUGAGUGCCUCACUUGUGCAAAUUCAAUGUAUCCUCCUGUUCAUCAGUGUCAAAAUAGACACAUAUUGUGUGCAAACUGCAAAAGAGCUCACAACUGGGUGGAGAAAAUUGGUGAAUCCUUGCAACUCCCGUGCAGAUACCAAAGUCUCGGGUGUCACGAUUUGUUUCCUCACCCCAUAAAAGGCAAGCACGAAAAACAUUGCUCGUUUAGGCCGUACAGCUGUCCUUAUGCCAGUUACGAUUGCUGUGUAACCGGUGAUAUUCCCUCACUAGUUAAUCACCUACGCGAGGAUCACUCGGUCGACAUGCAUGAAGGAUCUACUUUUAAUCAUAGAUAUGUCAAAUCAAAUCCCCAUGAAAUUGAUAAUGCUACAUGGAUGCUAACUGUAUUGAAGUGUUUCGGGAGAUACUUUUGCUUGCAUUUCGAGGCUUUUUUACUAGGAACAACACCUGUGUACAUGGCUUUCGUUCGUUUCAUGGGCGAGGAUGAUGAAGCAAAAAAAUUCAACUACUCUUUAGAAGUAGGGGCGUUUGGGCGUAAACUAGUGUGGCAAGGAAUUCCAAGAAGCAUUCGGGACAGUCACAGGCGAGUUCGUGAUAGCCAAGAUGGACUUAUCGUGCCCAGAAAGUUGGCACUUUUUUUCUCUCCUCAACAACUUAAGUUACGCAUGAUGGGUCGGAUAUGGAAACUCUGUCACGAUUGGUGGAAAAAUCCAAGGAUGUUGUGUUGUGGAGGUGCAGAGGAGGAGCCUAACGGAGGUCCUCCGCCUAAUCAAUUUACGGCCCCACCAAAAUCCGGUAACCCCUAUUCUGCUGCUGCUGCUGCUGCUGGAGGUAAUGAAAGAGGAGAGCCAGGAAAUUCAGCUGCAAGAAAUGGAGCACCCCAGAAAGUUUUGCCGAUCGAAAUACCGGCACUCUCAUUGGACGAGAUCAAUAGACGAACAGGUAAUUUCGGGACCAAAGCCUUCAUUGGCGAGGGAUCUUACGGUCGUGUGUUUUAUGCCAAGUUGAGCAGUGGACAGGAAGCUGCCAUCAAGAAGCUCGAUACCACUUCUUCACCCGACCCCGACUCUGAUUUUACAGCCCAGUUAUCCACGGUUUCAAGGAUGAAGAACGAACAUUUUGUGGGGUUGCUCGGUUACUGCCUCGAGCAAAACAAUCGAAUCUUGGCCUAUGAGUACGCCACAAAGGGUUCUUUACACGAUGUCCUGCAUGGUAGGAAAGGGGUGCAAGGGGCGGAACCAGGUCCCAUUCUUACGUGGAAUCAGAGGGUGAAGAUUGCACAUGGAGCUGCAAAAGGGCUCGAGUAUUUGCACGAGAAAUUUCAGCCAUCAAUCGUCCACCGUGAUGUAAGAUCGAGCAACGUGCUUCUGUUCGAUGAUUUUGUGGCCAAAAUAGCCGAUUUCAGCUUGACCAACCAGUCCUCGGAUACAGCUGCUCGUCUACAUUCAACUAGGGUCCUCGGCACAUUCGGCUACCAUGCUCCUGAAUUGAGUGAAGAUAAAGUGAAGCAGUGUGUGGAUCCCAAGCUUGAUGAGGAUUAUCCACCCAAGGCUAUUGCAAAGAUGGCUGCUGUUGCAGCACUUUGCGUGCAAUAUGAAGCAGAUUUCAGGCCAAAUAUGACUAUUGUGGUGAAGGCUUUGCAGCCCCUUUUAAACUCUAAACCUGCUGGCCCUGAUUCUCGUGCAUAA